Spinacia oleracea (spinach) is the source of this 2163-nucleotide messenger RNA. RefSeq names its product casein kinase 1-like protein 10. Bases 604 to 1992 code for a protein of 462 amino acids. Gene Ontology annotation, molecular function: protein kinase activity; ATP binding. Gene Ontology annotation, biological process: protein phosphorylation. Lineage: Eukaryota; Viridiplantae; Streptophyta; Magnoliopsida; Caryophyllales; Amaranthaceae. The transcript has 14 exons. The record is from RefSeq and is a predicted model, not a curated record.
AAUUUUCUAACCCCAUUCUCUUUCUGUCCCCCUCUGUCUUGUCUGCUCUUUCUCUCUCUUCUUCCGCUUUCUCUCUCUACAUCCCUAUCUCCCUCUCUCUCAAAAAACGCAGAAAUGCGGUAAUUUAUUUUGCAAUGAUUAUAGAUAGGGUUCCCAUUUUCUGCAUGAACGUAUAAUCGAUUUCUUUUCUGAUUAGGGUUCCACUAUAUUAAUUUUUAUUUGAGAGAGUUGGAAGAUUUAGGGUUUUUCCCAAUCUUGAUGUUCAACCAAAAUCCCCCCCUUUUGAUUUGAGCCGGCAAAGAUUGUUUCUUUAUUAAUUAAAUGUUAAAUGUAUAUGGCUAGUUAGUUAGUUCCGUGUACAGCAAGUUGUGCAAAUUUGAUUGAUUCUUUUUCUGGGGCAUAAAAAUUGCCUUUUUAAUUGAGCUUCUUUUUAACAUAAUUUCUGGAAUUUAAGAGCUAAAAGUUUUGACUUUUGGUUGAUUUGGGGGUAAAUCUGACUCCCCCGACAGAUUAAUUUUGUUGAUUGUUUGGGGGUGCAGUAGAUUGAAAGGGGUAAAAAGAAGGGGGAAGAAGCAGAAAAAAAAAAGAAAAAGUGGAUAAAAGAUGGAUCAGAUUAUUGGUGGAAAGUUCAAGAUGGGCAGAAAAAUUGGAAGUGGAUCAUUUGGGGAGCUCUAUUUAGGGGUCAAUAUCCAAACUGGUGAGGAAGUAGCUGUGAAGAUGGAAUCUGUGAAGACCAAGCAUCCCCAACUACACUAUGAAUCAAAGUUGUACAUGCUUCUUCAAGGAGGAACUGGAGUGCCCCAUCUCAAAUGGUUUGGAGUUGAAGGUGAACAUAAUGUAAUGGUGAUUGAUCUUCUGGGACCAAGUCUGGAAGACCUAUUUAACUACUGCAGUAGGAAGUUGUCGCUGAAAACAGUACUAAUGCUUGCCGACCAGUUAAUCAACAGAGUUGAGUACAUGCAUUCAAGAGGGUUCCUUCACCGUGACAUAAAACCUGACAAUUUCUUAAUGGGACUUGGUCGCAAAGCAAAUCAGGUUUACAUUAUUGAUUAUGGUUUAGCUAAGAAGUACAGGGAUCUGCAAACUCAUAAGCACAUACCAUACAGGGAGAACAAGAGCCUUACUGGUACAGCACGUUAUGCAAGUGUGAAUACUCAUCUUGGAAUUGAGCAAAGUAGACGAGAUGAUCUUGAAUCUCUUGGUUAUGUUCUAAUGUAUUUCCUUAGAGGAAGUCUUCCUUGGCAAGGGCUAAAAGCAAAUACCAAAAAGCAGAAAUAUGAUAAAAUUAGUGAAAAGAAGAUGAUGACUCCCAUAGAGGUGCUUUGCAAAUCAUAUCCUUCAGAGUUUGUAUCAUAUUUCCACUACUGCAGAUCGUUACGCUUCGAAGAUAAGCCUGAUUACGCGUAUUUGAAGAGACUUUUCAGGGACCUAUUUAUUCGAGAAGGUUAUCAAUUCGACUAUGUAUUUGACUGGACUAUAAUGAAGUAUCCACAAAUUGGUGGUAGCUCCAGAACACGGUAUCCUGGUCCUAAGCCAGCUUUAAAUGCAGGACCAUCUGCGGAAAGACCAGAAAGACCCUCAGUGGGGCGCGAGCUUCGGGAUAGACUUACUGGUGCAGUAGAAGCCAUUUCCCGCCGAAAUACUUUAGGUUCUGGUGAUCACUCCAAGCAAAGGAGCUCACAAGACGUAACUACAUCCCGAGACAUGCAAAGGGAUUCUGAGAAGAUGAACAUUUCCCGGGUUAGCAGCUCUACCACACGAAGAGCCACUGCCGUCGCAAGCAACAGGCCGACCUCCUCUAGCGACCUCGGGGAGAGUCGUGCGGGUCGACCAACAACCUCAUCAAGUAUGGCCCACCGCCAUUCCUCGAAUGUACAGAGGCUUCACCAAGGAGUAGAGUCGAGGCCCGCUUCACGAACACGGGCUUCUGCUUCACGGGGAAUCCGUGAUGAUCAUAUCCGUAGCUUUGAACUGCUCUCCCUCAGAAAGUAGUAGUUAUAUUUUGUUCAAAUCUUGCAAAGCCAAAAUGGGUAAUUGCAUUUUGUUUAUCUUAAUCUGGGUGUUGGUGUUGUUCUCGUAUAAAAUUACCAUUUUUAAUUGUCAUGAUAUGAUAUUCUAUCUACCCUUCAUUUUCUGUUAUCCUGAUUAUAGAAUUUUUGACCA